This is a messenger RNA of Sparassis crispa, 738 nucleotides long. RefSeq names its product V-type proton ATPase subunit E. Bases 1 to 738 code for a protein of 245 amino acids. NCBI's taxonomy places the organism in Eukaryota, Fungi, Basidiomycota, Agaricomycetes, Polyporales, Sparassidaceae. Gene Ontology annotation, cellular component: proton-transporting two-sector ATPase complex, catalytic domain. Gene Ontology annotation, biological process: proton transmembrane transport. The record is from RefSeq and is a predicted model, not a curated record. The transcript has 5 exons. Gene Ontology annotation, molecular function: proton-transporting ATPase activity, rotational mechanism.
AUGUCUGCUAGAGCUUUGAAUGACGAUGAGGUUAUUAGCGAGAUGAACAAGAUGGUUGCAUUCAUCAAGCAGGAGGCGAUGGAGAAGGCGCGAGAGAUUCGAGUGAAGGCGGACGAAGAGUUUGCUAUCGAGAAGGCAAGCACCCCUAUGGGCAUGCUCUUACGGGGAACUGACGGUGUGUUUCAAGGCCAAGCUCGUGAAGCAAGAGCAGCAAGCCAUAGAUACCCAGUACGACAAGAAGCGGAAGGGGGCCGAGGUCGCACAGAAGAUGUCACCCAGUCAACACUGACGAACAAGUCCCGGCUGCGGCUCCUCCAGCAGCGCGAAGAGCACCUGCAAGACCUCUUCUCCACGACCCGCGAGUUGAUCGUUGACCUCUCGCGGGACCAGGCGCGUUAUGUGCAGUUCCUCGAGGGCGUCAUCACGCAAGGCUUCCUCCAGCUCCUCGAGCCUGACGUCACCGUGCACGCGCGUGGGUUGGAUGUUGAGGUCGUGCGACGUGCAGCGGACGGUGCCGCGAAGCAGUACACGGAGGUCAGCGGGAGGACGGUCAAUGUUACCGUAGUCGGGUUGCUCAGUGAUGACAUCGCUGGCGGUGUCAAGCUGGUCAGCGGCUCGCAGCGCAUCACGCUCGACAAUACACUAGAUGAGCGUCUGCGACUACUGGAAGACAGGAUGCUGCCAGAGAUUAGGAAUAACUUGUUUGGUCCUAACGACAACCGUAAAUUCUACACAUAA